Molecule: messenger RNA, 1521 nt
Organism: Tauraco erythrolophus (red-crested turaco)
Lineage: Eukaryota; Metazoa; Chordata; Aves; Musophagiformes; Musophagidae
Gene: ANKRD34B
Product: ankyrin repeat domain 34B
Molecular function (GO): protein binding
Source: RefSeq, a predicted model, not a curated record
AUGACCGAAACAGUGGAGCUGCCAGCGGAGGGGAAUUCUCUGAUAAGAGCCCUCUGUCAGAGCCACCUUCUCCUCACCAGGCUGUUACGAGAGGGUGGCAAUGACAGAGGUGAAACCCCUUUAAUGAUUACUUGUAGGACAAAACAUAUGGACUCCCAGAGCGUCAACAAGGCAAAGACGGUUAAACAGGAAAACAAGGCUGACCCGAACACACAGGACAAAUCUGGAAAGACAGCUUUGAUGCACACUUGUCUGGAAAAAGCAGGCCCUGAAGUGGUAUUUCUGCUCCUGAAAGGUGGAGCUGACCCAAGGCCGGAAGAUCACUCCAGUUACUCUGCACUUGUGCAUGCAAUAAACUCUGAAGACAAAGAGACCCUGAAAGUUCUUCUUAGUGCCUGUGGGGCUCGAGGGAAAGAAGUCAUCAUCAUCACAAUGGACAAGCACCCCUCGGGAAAGCAGAAAACAAAGCAGCACUUAAACGUGCCUCCUGCAGACCUGGACGAAUGCUGUUCUCCAAUUGCUUGCACUUCCCAGUCGGAAAUAGAACUGAAAACAUCUCGAUCCCCACUUUGAAGUCCAAAUAAAACUGAAAAAGCACUCUUCAGCUUUAAAGAGCUGGAUCAUCCAAGAAACGUGGACAACUCCUCUCAAAUGGUUUCACCAACGAGAAAAUCCAGCUCAACAAAAGUAGGGUCCGAGCCGGCACAAGUGCAGCUGCUACUGUCUGAGCAUUGGAUAAGGAGCUCUCUGUCACUGUUUCACCAGAAUAAAAUUGCCUCUUUACAAGAACUUCAGGGUAUCACUCCAGAAGAAGAGCUCUCUUUUAAAAUCAAUGGCCUUGCCUCAUCAAAGAGGUUCAUCACCAGGCACCAAAGUAUUGACAUAAAAGACACUGCUCAUUUAUUGAAAACCUUUGAUCAGAUCGGAUCAAGGAAAUUAUCAUACAAUGAGAUAAACUCUCAGACUCCGUAUCAUGAAGAUAAACAUAGCUCCAGUGGCAUUCCUAUGGAUAAGGAUUCCAGUUUGGGACAAAUCAGCUUUAUUUCAAACCUCAGCAGUAUUAUCCAGAAAAGAAAUUUAGGAGCAAAUCACUACAGCUCUGAUUCUCUGUUAACUACUAGUCUGAGUCCUGCUGCUGCAGAAGACAUUAAGUCAGUGACAGGAAAGAAAAAGCUUCUUUCUCCAUCUCACUUUUUGUUAUCAAGUUAUAGAGAAGUCCUGGAGAACAUGCCUCCUAUUAUUCUGAGCAGGAGAAAUCAAGCUUUUCUAGAAAGACAGGCUUCAGGAGCCUUCUUGUUGGAUCACAUUGCUCAGACAAGACCGGGUUUUCUUCCACCACUUAAUGUGAAUCCUCACCCCUCAAUUCCAGAUAUUGCUUUCAUAAACAGGGUUUCUGGGAUGAUUUCUUGUGGACAAAAGCACUCAACACCAGCAGCACCGGCUUCCCCUAUCAAAAAUAUGAAAAUGCUACUGAGGAGGCAAUUACAGACUGAGCAGAUUAAGCAAUUAGUGAAUUUUUAA